This is a messenger RNA of Lactuca virosa, 6761 nucleotides long. Lineage: Eukaryota; Viridiplantae; Streptophyta; Magnoliopsida; Asterales; Asteraceae. The record is from the annotation of a GenBank genome assembly.
CCAUCAGAAAUAAAUGGGGUGAAAAUUAGACAGUUCUAGGGUUUGACUGAUGAAAUUGGGCGUGAAAUCUCCACACACCACUAGGUGAGAGAGAAAGAGAGCCUGCGCGCAAAUCAGAUGAUUCUUCCGGUAACUUCGGUGGCUCGCCGUCUUCAAGAUCCAUCGCACUAGUGGCCCACACGAUCUGAUUCGUGCGAAAAAAACAAUUUCUGAAAUUCUGCCAAAUUGUCGAUUUUUUCUCUCUUUUUCGGGAAAGGAAAAUUUUAGUAUUUUAGAGAGGGAAAGUGGCCGUUGAGACUUGAGUGGUCGUUGAGGGUUAAACGACAGCGUUAAUUUGGAAGGAUUUGGAUUAAUUACGGUGUUCGAUUUUUAUGUUUUGCAAUUUAUUUUUUCCUUUUUACUCAUAGAAGAUAUCGUACAAUUUUUGCAUGCAAUCUGGUGGUGGGGCUCAGCAGGGAGGGGGUGUCCAUGGGCGAAACAUGGUGCCCGGACCACCGUCCUCAUCUGCAUCGCCGUCUUCUUCAUCUUCAGCAGUGUCCGCGCCCCAUUUGGGGUUUGAUCCGAUGAAGCAGCAGCAUCAACAGCAAAGACAGUCUUUGCAACAACAGUUACUUCGAAACCCUGAUGGGAGAGAAGCUUUAUUAGCCUAUCAAUCUGGAAUUCGGCAAGGAGGAGUAUUAGGAGGUGGUGCUGGCUCGGGUUCUGGCUCUAUGCAAAUGCAACGUGUAGCUCAGCAGCAUGGCCAAGAGGAAGGGCAGAAUAUGAGACAGGGUUUUGAUCAACACAUGAUGAAUCCAAUGCAGCAGGCUUACAUGCAAUAUGCCCUCCAUGCCCAACAAGCCCAACAGGCCCAACAAGCCCAACAAGCCCAACAGAAGUCAUCUCCUGUCAUGCAAGCCCAGCAGCAAAUGAAAAUGGGAAUGAUGGGGAAACCACCUGACCAUUUUGGCCUUGGAGGGAAGCAGCCAAUGGAGGAAGGCCACCAGACAGUUUCUGACCAAAGUCAAAGUCAAAAUCAGAAUCAGAAGCAUUUUGCCAUUCCCACAUCCCUAGGGAAUAAUAUAAGACCUAUGCAAACCCCACAAGCUCAACAGGGUGUCCAUAAUAUGGGAAACAGCCAGAUGUCAAUGGCUGCUCAACUGCAGGCAAUGCAGGCUAUGGCUCUUGAACGUAACAUUGAUCUUUCACUUCCUCAAAAUGCUAAUCUGAUGGCGCAACUAAUGCCACUCAUGCAGUCUAAGAUGCUUGGUCAACAAAAAGUCAACGAAAGCAACAUGAGCCCACAGGUCUCCAUGUCAAAACAACAGGUCACCUCUCCACAACUGACAAACGAAAAUUCUCCCCGUAGUGAUGUGUCUGGGCAUUCAGGCUCUACAAAAGCAAGGCAGACAAUGUCACCUGCUCAUCUGGGUUCAACCUCAAAUGCAAGUCAGGGUCAGCAAUUCCCCAUUCAUGGGAGGGAGAACAUGAAUCAGUUGCCACCUAGGCAACCCACCAUUAGUGGUAGUGGAGUGUCUUCUAUGCCUCCCCCACAGUCACCUGCUAACAUGAGCCUGGGUCCAGAUCAUCUGUUGCAGUUACAGCAUGCUAGGCAGCAGAUGAAUAGGUCUUCUCCACAGCCUCCUGCAGCUUCAGCUAAUGGUGUUGGAUUGGAAAACCCUUUAACAUCUCAGAAACAACAAACACCACAAGGCCAACCACACCCAGGCUUUACAAAGCAGCAACUACAUGUUCUCAAAGCCCAGAUUCUGGCUUUCAGGCGUAUAAAGAAAGGAGAUAGAACUCUGCCUCGUGAACUAGUACAAGCUAUUGCCCCACCUCCCCUUGAAGUACAGUUGCAACAGGUGGCUUCCCCUGCUGUAGUAGCUAACCAUGAUAAAGCUUCAGUUAGAAGCCCUGUGGAGUCCAAUAACAAGGAUCUUCAAGCUGUGACUAUGUCUGCUGGAAUGAACACCAUGAAAAGAGAAGCGUAUGAGGAUAAAGCAACAGCUAUUGCACAAGCCACACCUAUAAUAAAGGAAACUCCAUCUGUUCCUCCCCCUGCAAAAGAAGAGCAGAGAAUUACUGCAUUCCCUCCUAAACAGGAACAUGAGGCAAAUGAAGGUGUAACAGACAAGGGUAAGGCAGUUGCAUCAGGACCUGAUGUUGUCCCUGAAACUGUCCAAUCUAGAUUGACUUCACAACCUGGAAACUUACCUCAAACAAAAGAUCCUGGCCCUUCUAGAAAGUACCAUGGUCCACUGUUUGACUUUCCUUUCUUCACUCGGAAACACGAUUCUUUCGGAUCAAGUAUGAUGCUCAAUAACAAUAACAAUCUAUCUCUAGCAUAUGAUGUGAAAGAUCUUUUUCUUGAGGAAGGUACUGAAGUGGUUAACAAAAGGAGAGAUGAGAAUUUAAAGAAGAUCAACGGUUUGCUGGAUUUGAAUCUAGAGAGAAAAAGGAUAAGGCCAGAUCUUGUUUUGAGGUUACAAAUUGAGGAAAAGAAACUCAGACUACAAGACGUACAAGCACGUGUAAGAGAUGAAGUUGAUCAACAGCAACAAGAAAUAAUGGCUAUGCCAGAUAGACCCUAUAGGAAAUUUGUUAGACUAUGUGAGCGACAACGUAUGGAGCUCAACAGACAAGUGCAAGCUGCUCAGAGGGCGAUUAGGGAAAAACAAUUGAAAUCAAUCUUCCAAUGGCGUAAGAAGCUUCUAGAAUCUCACUGGGCCAUCCGUGAUGCACGGACUUCUAGAAACAGGGGUGUUGCUAAGUACCAUGAGAAGAUGUUGAGGGAGUUCUCAAAGAAUAGAGAUGAUGAUAGAAGUAAAAGAAUGGAGGCUUUGAAAAAUAACGAUGUGGAAAGGUAUAGAGAGAUUCUUAUGGAACAGCAAACUAGUGUCCCGGGUGAAGCUGCUGAGAGAUACGAGGUUCUUUCCUCGUUUUUGUCUCAGACAGAAGAUUAUUUAAAUAAACUUGGAGGCAAAAUUACAGCUGCCAAGAAUCAACAAGAAGUAGAUGAGGCUGCAAAUGCUGCAUCUGUAGCAGCAAGAGCUCAGGGUUUAUCUGAAGAAGAAGUGAGAGCUGCAGCAUCAUGUGCAAGGGAAGAAGUUUUAAUAAGAAAUCGUUUCUCUGAAAUGAAUGCACCUCAGGAUGGUUCUUCUGUCAGCAAAUAUUAUACUCUUGCACAUGCUGUGAGUGAAAGGGUCAUACGACAACCCUCAAUGCUGCGGAAAGGAACUUUACGUGACUAUCAACUUGUUGGACUGCAGUGGAUGCUUUCAUUGUAUAACAAUAAGUUGAAUGGCAUAUUGGCAGACGAAAUGGGUCUUGGGAAAACUGUACAAGUUAUGGCUUUGAUUGCUUAUCUGAUGGAGUUCAAAAGCAAUUAUGGCCCACAUCUUAUAAUUGUUCCAAAUGCAGUUCUUGUUAACUGGAAGAGUGAGUUACAUACUUGGUUGCCAAAUGUGUCCUGCAUUUACUAUGUCGGAAACAAAGAUCAACGAUCAAAGUUAUUCUCACAAGAGGUUUGUGCUAUGAAAUUCAAUGUCCUUGUGACAACCUAUGAAUUCAUCAUGUUUGACCGUGCAAAACUCGCAAGAGUUGACUGGAAAUACAUAAUCAUCGAUGAAGCACAAAGAAUGAAAGAUAGAGAAUCCGUUUUGGCUCGUGACCUUGACAAAUACCGCUGCCAGAGGCGCCUUCUUCUCACAGGCACCCCCUUACAGAAUGAUCUAAAAGAGCUGUGGUCAUUACUGAAUCUAUUACUCCCUGAAGUAUUUGACAAUAAGAAAGCUUUUCAUGAUUGGUUCUCACAGCCUUUUCAAAAAGAAGUCGCCCACAAUGAAGAUGAUUGGUUGGAAACCGAGAAAAAAGUCAUCAUUAUCCAUCGGCUUCAUCAAAUCUUGGAGCCUUUCAUGCUCAGGCGCCGUGUAGAAGAUGUAGAAGGUUCACUUCCUCCAAAGAUCUCAAUCAAGUUACGAUGUAAAAUGUCGGCUAUCCAAGGUGCGGUAUACGAUUGGAUAAAGGCCACGGGUACUAUCCGUGUCGACCCGGAAGACGAGAAACGAAAGGUUCAAAAGAGUUCAAUGUACCAAGCUAAAACAUUCAAGCCAUUAAACAACAGAUGCAUGGAGCUCAGAAAAACCUGCAACCAUCCUCUACUUAACUACCCGUAUUUCAACGAUUUCUCCAAGGACUUUCUUGUGAGAUCAUGUGGGAAAUUAUGGGUUCUUGAUAGAAUCCUGAUAAAGCUUCAAAGAACAGGGCAUCGAGUACUUCUUUUCAGCACAAUGACAAAGCUUCUAGACAUUUUGGAGGAAUAUUUACAGUGGCGUAGACUUGUCUACAGAAGAAUCGAUGGUACAACGAGCUUGGAAGACCGUGAGUCAGCAAUUGUUGACUUUAAUAGCCCUGAUACGGAUUGCUUCAUUUUUCUGCUGAGCAUUCGUGCAGCUGGACGUGGUCUAAAUCUUCAAACAGCCGACACAGUGAUCAUAUACGACCCUGACCCAAACCCUAAAAACGAAGAACAAGCGGUUGCUAGGGCCCACCGUAUUGGUCAAACACGAGAAGUCAAAGUCAUCUACAUGGAAGCUGUGGUUGAUAAAGUCUCGAGUCAUCAAAAGGAAGAUAACUUCAGAAACGGAGGUAGUGUCGACUCGGACGAUGACCUGGCGGGUAAAGACCGAUACAUAGGGUCGAUCGAGAGUCUCAUUAGAAACAACAUCCAACAAUAUAAAAUUGAUAUGGCUGAUGAAGUCAUCAAUGCUGGAAGGUUUGACCAGAGAACAACACAUGAAGAAAGACGGUCAACUUUGGAGUCACUGUUGAAAGAUGAAGAGAGGUAUCAAGAAACUGUACACGAUGUCCCCUCUUUACAAGAAGUCAACCGAAUGAUUGCGAGAAGCGAAGAGGAAGUUGAGCUUUUUGAUCAAAUGGAUGAGGAGUUCGAUUGGGCUGAAGAGAUGACCCGAUACGAUCAAGUACCUAAAUGGCUUCGUGCCAGUACACGGGAAGUGAAUGCUACAGUUGCGCGUAUGUCUAAAAAACCACCUAAAAACAUUUUGUACACGGAUAAUAUCGGUGUGGAACCAAGUGACAUGGCGUCUGAUGUUAAUGAAAAAAGAAGGGGAAGAUAUAAAGGAAAGAAGAAUUAUGCUGAACUAGAUGAUGACAUAGAGGAGUUCUCUGAAGCUACAUCUGAAGAGAUGGUUAAUGGGGGCGAUUCUGAAGAGGACGAUGAAACACCUGUCAUUAAUGAGGUACCCACCACACAAGAUGACGAGUAUCAUCCUAGUACUAGACACAAUCAUAGGUUACAAGGAUCUAGUUCUUCCGGAUCAUCUUCAGGUAGCAGACGAGUCAUCCCAGUACCAGUGCCUUCUAUUUCUUCCCAGAAAUUCGGUUCACUUUCUGCAUUAGAAUCCCGGCCAGGUCCUCGUUCCAAAAGAUUGCAUGAUGAUCUUGAAGAAGGGGAGAUUGCCAUGUCUGGAGAAUCGCAUAUGGAACUUCAACGAUCUGGUAGUUUGAACCAUGACCGUGAAGAAAAUGAAGAUGAACAGGUGUUACAACCAAAAAUAAAACGGAAACGUAGUAUUCGAGUUCGACCGAGGCUUGCUGUUGAUUCUCUCCUUCGUGUUGACUCCUUUCAAGCUGACCGUAGACUACAUGGCAUUGGGAAGACUCAGAUGCAUAAUACUCAGCCUGAACAAAAAUUGGUUCAAGAGAAAAACACUUACAAGAAUGAUCAUCAUCAUAGCAACCCCUCGACCUCGUUGAAGGCCAAACGAACUCCUCCGGCUAACCGGAAAAUCCCAAACAAGGCCAAUCUUCAUGUUCCUGGGAAACCAUCCAGACCUAAUCCCAUAUCUACACCUUCAGAUGCUGAGCACUCGCACUCUGAAGUGAAAGUAAAGAAUGGAAGUGGACCCAUCAUGACUGAGGCUAUACAGAGAAGGUGUAAAAAUGUAAUCACAAAGAUCCAGAGGAGAAUUGAUAAGGAAGGGCAGCAAAUUAUCCCGUUGCUAACUGAUUUGUGGAAGAGAACCGGAAGUCCCGGGGGCAGUGCUGGGAACAAUCUUCUUGAUUUACGCAAGAUUGAGCUUCGUGUUGACCGUUUGGACUACAAUGGAGUUAUGGAUUUGAUAGCUGAUGUACAGCUUAUGUUAAAAGGCGGAAUGCAGUAUUUUGGAUUUUCCCAUGAGGUGAGGUCCGAAGCAAGGAAAGUGCAUGAUUUGUUUUUCGAUAUAAUGAAGAUUGCAUUUCCAGAUACGGAUUUCCGAGAAGCCAGGAGUGCACUGAGUUUCUCUGGGUCCAUGGCUUCUUCCUCAUCUCCAAGAGGGUUGCUGCCACCCAAGCGACCAAAACCAAUGAUGGAAGUCGAGCCCGAACCGAGUCUACCCCCAAGGCCGGUUCCACGUGGGUCCAACUCCAUCCCGAGUAGAGAGACACGGUUCGGUAGGGGUGCAGCCCCGGCUCAUGGUCUGGAAGAACCUGGUCCUAGAGUGUUGACCCAUCCAGGUGAGCUUGUUAUAUGUAAAAAGAAGAGAAAGGACAGAGAGAAGUCUGGGGUGGUGAGACCUGGGAAUGGUGGGGGGUUGGGUGUGGGUGGUCCUGUUUCGCCGAUUGCUCGGGGGAUUAGGAGCCCGGUUCAGGGUCAGGGUCAAAGUAGAGUGAUGCAGGGAAGAGGCGGCCGAGUCAACUAUGAUGAUGAUUUGCAGGAUGAGAGGAGGGUGUCCACACUCACUGUGAGUGAGUCGAUGGCUAAAAAUCACUAUUAA